GUUUCAGGAGUUACCACUGAAACCCCGAAAAGUUCCAGCUUUUCUUUCCCGAGGGAAGAGAAAGGACUCUUUGAUCGAGCUUGUUCCAGCCGGGAAGUUGAGAUAUUCAUACAUGAUGAGCUGCAGCCAGAUAAAGGAUUUGAUCGUCUUUAUGAUAAAGCUAUUGACUCCUUGUACAAAAAAUUACGAAGAGUCUUGCCGAAUACAUUCUAUGGGAUUCAUGACUUCAUCGAGGUUAGUGAUGAAACACUUCCCCACCCUCCAACUUGAGAAAGACGCUGGGUUAAUAGUAUCGUUGAUAAUGUCGUCCCUAGACUUGGUUUCCUUCCCUAGAAGAUACUGGGAAAAAAAUAUGAACCUAGUAUAUGGCCUCGCUAUCCAUGAGUUCUCCGUAGCUCAAGUGGAUAGAACGUCCGCCCGGUGUUUGGGAGAUCAUAGGUUCGAAUCCUGUCGGGGACUCAGAUUUUCUCUUUGUCCCACGCUCGUAACAUGCUGAUUUUUCACAAGAUACUGGAUGUCUUUAAAAAGGGCGUGGCACAAUAACCAGCCAGCAGAAUUAUUCUUAAAAAUACUAAAGGUAAUGGUUUUUUAAUACAGAGAAAGAUACUAAGAAUUCGUAAAAUUUGAAACGCAGGUUUAUGAAUGCUAGCCUCAAUACCAACGCUGAUUUUUACCUCUAAGAGUUUCGUUUAGCGAAUCCGAUACUUUGCGCUGAGUGCAACCAGGGUCGCGGCUCAUGGUAAAUAUAUACUAUAUAUAUAUAGGAAGAAAGUGAUAAAAAAUGCUAUGAUUAGACUCUACUUGCCUGCCUUGUAUUUGUAGGGUGGAUCCAUUGCAAAAGGCACUGCAUUAAAAAACAACUCCGACCUGGAUUGCGUGAUGGUCACGAAGAACAUUAAAGACGCUUCCCAGUUACGAGCAAAACUACCCGACGUCCUGUGUGACCUAGAAAACCGUUUGGGGAGCCGUAUAGAUCUCAAAUGGAAACUAACUUUCGAAAAGGAAACGCCGUUUUCGUUGCAGUUUAACGUAUCACGUUUUUCCCACCCUAAAGAAACCAUUCAGGUUGAUCUCUUGCCAACAUUUGAAGCAAACGUAGAAGGUCACAAUGGUAUGUACUUAUUAAAGCACAAGGGUUGCAACAUUGCCUUCAUGGGUAGUGACACUCGCCGUUUAACAUCUUGAACUUCUUGAAAUUUUGUUUCCCCGAAAUUUCUUAAAUAAGCUUAGUAAUAUGCUCAAAGCUCUUUUAAAUAAAGACCUCAUCGUCGCUCCAAGUAAAAUUCCUAAAAAAUGAUGUCUUCUCACCAGGGUCCCUCGUUCCCACAAGAUGGUGACCGUGUUAGCCUUGGUCCAUUCGGCUUGCUUCGCUCGCAUAUUUUUGCUGUUUCACCACGUUUUUUUUUUCGGUCUGUUUAGUUUCUACCGGUGUCGCGUUUAUUUCUUGCAAAUUUCAAUGUGUAUUCCCCAACGCUGGGAAGUGCAACAGAUAUACAAAAUCGUGAGAAAAACGGUUCAUUAGCUUUUUGUAAAAAUACUCAGUUUAUGACGUUAAAUCUAAGAAAAAAAUAAAUAUUCUUUGUCUUAAAAGGAGAAAAGUUUUACAAAGAAAUGCUUAGCGAUACUAAAGAGAACUGGCCUUACUACUCUGCUGCUCUUGUGAAGAUACAAACAGACUUCGUCAGAGAGCUACCCGCAAACGUAAAAGACCUGAUUCGAUUGGUGAAGUACUGGCACAAGACGUUCAUUUCACAGACUGGUGGUGAGCACCUCCUGCCCUAUUUUUUACUUGAGCUUCUCACAAUACACGCCUGGGAAAAUGCAAAUCGUCCAGAGGAAUUUGACAUGAGGAUUGGUUUUAAAGCGGUUAUGGAGGUUCUACAGAAUAACCGAAGUCUUCACGUUUCUUGGGAUCGAUACUUCAAAAGGGAUUUAAUUCCAAGCAGGUACAUUCAUGAGGCGUUUAAACUAGUUUUCCCAGGAUUAAAGGAGCCGUAUUUUACACUCUCGAGGACACAGGCCAUCUCGGGAUGCAGUCUCCCACGCAGGUGUUUUAAUCUCGCGUGACGAGGAAAAAUCGGCUGUGUGGAAAACUAGCCUGAGAAAACAGCCGACAUUUCGCGACCCCAACACUGGUUUCCCAGCGAAAUGACGUCUGAGAAACAAGCGUAGAAAUUCCAUGCUGAUGACGUGUCACUACCCAGAUCUGGGUAUUGCUUCUGACUGGUUGAAGAAAAUUUCCUACGCGGCAGGACCAGUAAGAAGCACUACCCAGAUCUGGGUAACGACACGUCAUCAGAAUAGUAUUUCUGUACUCGUUUUUCAGACUUCUUUUCACGGGGAAACCAGUGGUGGCGUCGCCAAAUGAUGGCUGUUUUCUCAGGCUACACGGGAGACUGGACGGGAGACUAUCUCGCAUGAUGUGUACACACCCUCAUGAGAAACGUUACUUUUUGGGUGCUUUUUUAUGCUAUUUUUACUAGUUGACAAGUACCAGUUGACAAAUCUGCUAGGAAUGCCCCUGGAAUGAAGAAAUUCGAAAAACGCACUGUUAAUUUUUUUUCCAAAUAUUCUGUUUUCUUGAUUGUAGAAUAUUUAAUAUUUAUGGUAUAUUUCCUUUUUUGGGCAUUUCAGUAUUCUGUGUGGGCCAUAUAUAAUUGACCCAGUAAACCCGACCAAGAACCUGUACAACGACGUUAACUGUUGGCCUAAGGUGAAAAAGGCUGCGAAAUACACCAUGUGGAAACCCCUUCUCAGGAACAUACAGGUUACUGCUAACUGGAGACAAGAUUCAACAGACUGUGUCAGCAUGUGA
Porites lobata is the source of this 2815-nucleotide messenger RNA. NCBI's taxonomy places the organism in Eukaryota, Metazoa, Cnidaria, Anthozoa, Scleractinia, Poritidae. The record is from the annotation of a GenBank genome assembly.